Messenger RNA from Rhizophagus irregularis DAOM 181602=DAOM 197198, 531 nucleotides. The record is from RefSeq and is a predicted model, not a curated record. NCBI's taxonomy places the organism in Eukaryota, Fungi, Glomeromycota, Glomeromycetes, Glomerales, Glomeraceae.
AUGAAUUUGACUAAUUUGACUUCACCUUUGAAAGAACAAACCGGAACAAAAACAACCGUUGGUUUCGGCAUCAUCCGUAGAAAGAUCGGUGGAUGGCUUAGUAGAAAAAGCCUUGAAGGAAAUUGGAACGGAUUGGAAUGUAUUGCUCCAUACCAUGUUCCAAUACGAUAUAUGGAAAGACAAUCUGGCCAAUUCAAAUCAAUAUAUUUGGAAGAUGUGCUGAAUAGUACAAUAGCAAAUGAUGAUGAUAAAUUAUUUACAACAGCCGAAAAGGGAGAGUUAUACUGUAGACAAAAUAUGCUUUAUGAAGCAUUAAUUGAUUUGGAAUAUGUAUUGGCACAAAACCCCCACACAAUUUUAUAUCAAACUACUAUUAAUUUAUAUUCUCAAAAUCUAACGACAAUAAUUUUACUACGAAUACCAAAUGAUUGUCCUGAAUAUAAACUAGAAUCGCAGUUUGACACUAUUGAAAAAGAUUUUACAACUUCAGAUCAUAAAAUGUAUCCUGUAAAAGAAGGCAAGAAAAUUUAA